Molecule: messenger RNA, 4154 nt
Organism: Poecilia reticulata (guppy)
Lineage: Eukaryota; Metazoa; Chordata; Actinopteri; Cyprinodontiformes; Poeciliidae
Gene: pgm2
Product: phosphoglucomutase 2
Biological process (GO): carbohydrate metabolic process; purine ribonucleoside salvage
Cellular component (GO): nucleus
Molecular function (GO): magnesium ion binding; phosphopentomutase activity
Source: RefSeq, a predicted model, not a curated record
ACGUCGUUUCCGCCCCAUGUUCGCCGUCAGGUGCCGACAUCCGCAUCUGCAUUUGUGUCAGAGAGAGCUGCGGGCUCGGUUCUUUAUACUCUUAAUAACCUGACUUGACGGUGUGUUGAUCCGGACCAAGAGGUGGGAAGAAAAAAAGAUGGAGGACGGUUUGAAACCAACCGGCGACACCAAGCUGGACCAGGCUAUCCGGCAGUGGCUGCAGUAUGACCGGAACCCCAAGACGAUAUCCCUGGUGCAGGACCUGGUGAAGGAUGGAUCGAUGGAGGCUCUGAAGAAGUGUUUCUCCUCCAGGAUGGAGUUUGGUACGGCUGGGCUGAGAGCCGCCAUGGGCCCCGGCAUAUCCUGUAUGAAUGACCUCACAAUUAUUCAGACCACGCAGGGUUUCUGUUGCUACCUGGAGCAGAGUUUCGAUAACCUUAAGGAGCGAGGCGUGGUCAUCGGGUACGACGCACGCGCCCACCCUACUAGCGGGGGCAGCAGCAAGCGCUUCGCCAGCCUGGCCGCAGCAGUUUUCAUCAGCCGAGGAGUUCCUGUCCACCUCUUCUCUGAGAUCACCCCAACACCGUUUGUGCCUUUCACAGUUUCCCACCUGGGUCUGUGUGCUGGCAUCAUGGUGACCGCCUCUCAUAACCCCAAGCAGGACAACGGCUACAAGGUUUACUGGGAAAACGGCGCCCAGAUCGUGUCUCCUCAUGAUUCUGGAAUCUCCAAAGCCAUUGAGGAGAACUUGGAGCCCUGGCCGGCAUCCUGGAACACAGAGGAGGCCCUGAAGGCCGCCUUGCUGAAAGACCCCUUCCAGGAUAUUAACACGCAAUACUUUCAAGCCAUCCAGAAACACUGUCAUCACAGAGAGAUAAACAAGAAAUCAGAGGUGAAAAUAGUGCACACUUCUGUGCACGGCGUUGGUCACACAUUUGUCCAGUCGGCUUUCAAGGCUUUUGAUCUUCACCCCCCGUAUCCCGUAGAGGAACAGAAAGAUCCAGACCCUGAAUUUCCCACCGUCAAAUACCCAAAUCCUGAGGAGGGCAAGGGAGUUCUGACAUUGUCGUUUGCUCUUGCAGAAAGGGAAGGAGCCUCUGUGGUUUUGGCCAACGACCCUGAUGCUGAUCGAUUAGCUAUAGCCGAGAAGCAGGAAAGUGGACAGUGGCGCGUGUUCAGCGGUAACGAGCUCGGCGCGUUGCUCGGCUGGUGGAUGUUCCGCUGCUGGAGUGAGCAGAACUCUGGCGCUGCCGCGGUGAAAAACCUCUACAUGCUGGCAAGCACCGUGUCGUCCAAAAUACUCAGAGCCGUCGCUCUGAAGGAGGGCUUCCACUUUGAGGAAACCCUAACGGGUUUUAAAUGGAUGGGGAACAGAGCCAAAGACCUCUUGGACCAGGGAAAGAGUGUUUUGUUUGCUUUUGAGGAGGCCAUAGGUUAUAUGUGUUGUAACUCCGUGUUGGACAAAGAUGGAGUCAGUGCUGCAGCUAUCGCAGGGGAGUUGAUUUCGUACCUGGCCACCAAAAACAAAAGCCUCUCCCAACAACUCACUACCAUCUUUGAAGAGUAUGGCUAUCACAUCAGCAAGAACUCCUACUUCAUCUGCCACGACCAGGAAGUAAUCCGCAGUCUGUUUGAACGUCUGCGCAACUUUGGUGGCAAGAAGGACUCGUACCCGUCAGAAUGUGGCCGCUUCUCCAUCUCCGCUGUUAGAGACCUGACCACCGGCUACGACAGCAACCAGCCCGGCAAGAAGGCUAUUCUUCCUACCUCCAGCUCCAGUCAGAUGAUCACCUUUACCUUUGCCAACGGUGGCGUCGCCACCAUGAGGACCAGCGGCACCGAGCCCAAGAUCAAAUACUACACUGAGCUCUGUGCUGCACCUGGCAACAGUGAUGUGACACAUCUGAAGAAGGAACUGGAUGAUUUGGUUGAUGCCAUCGUUGAGGACUUCUUUGAGCCUGUGAAGAAUAAGCUGCAGCCCAAGCCAGAGUAGCUCUGAUGGAAACUUCAUCAGAGCUGAGAAACAAUGGUCUCUCUGAUCGUCGUUUCACAUCUUGAUUACUCCUGAUGGGGUUGGGUAUUUUUUCCCCAGAUAAAUUAACUAUUGUUUUUAAGUUUGUCCCAAGAUCCUUAGAUGUUUUACUAGUAAUAAUGACAAAUUGUUUGGUUCAUUUUGAAAUAAUUUGCAUCACGAAAGCAAAAAUCUCACCCCACUUUAGUAGAAUUAGAAUGAGUCCCUCUGGAUGUUUAUGUCUCAAGCUACUAGCCAAACGUUUCUAUAAAAUCAAUCAAUCAAUCACUGUGGAGAUAACAUGUUGUGGCCAGUUUUUCUAUUUGUUUUGCUACUUUUGUUUUAAAUAAAUUGCACACAUUCCUCUAGUUACAUCACAGAAAGCAUAAUGGAACAGAUCAGAUGUUUCGAUUACGUCUAUCUGUAUUUUGUAGCAUUUAUUUAUCCUGUGUGUUGAUUGUCCACAGAAGCCAGUUACUUGGGAACAUUCAAACCGGAAUAUAAACAGAUGUGCACACUUUAACGUUCUGAUAUCAGUCAUUACUGCUUCCGCUUUGCCAAUCACAGCUAGAGUCAAAUUCUGGCUCAAAUGCAUAAAGUUGGAUUUUUUUUUUUUUGGUGCUCUUUCUAAAAAACCUAAAUCCCUACUUUUUAUCCACCUGUGUUUUUAUUCCAAAUGUAUAUUUGUCAGUAGAACAGAGAUACCUCUGUAACUUUAAGUAUACCUCAUUCCUUUUGACCACAACGGUAAACCUGUGUUCCCCUUUAAUGCCAUAAUCAUUCCUUUUGUCUAGAUGGUAUUAUGCUGUACGUUGCCUGUAUUUGACAUAAAACCCUCUGAAAACACUGUGCAUUGUAUGAAUGCACUGCUGCUGAUGUGAAAAGGUGCCCUGAAACACAGCUAAAUCUUGGGAACUGCUUUUAUCCUUAGAAAUUAUGUCAUGUUGUUGUUAAUGAUAAAUCUACCACUGAAUCUUUAGACCUUUAUAAUCACUGCACAUGUGGAAACUAAUUGCAGAGUUUGCAGGUUUACUGGCUUUACAACAAACUCUGUCACCAUGAGAUAUUGUGACUCCAGAGGGCGGUGUUCGCAGGGUGGAAUGAGAAUUCAGGUGCCUUCAUAUUUGGACAGCUUUUUUUAGAAAACGGGACCUAGUGGAACUCGGUGGAUAGCCCACUGGUAAAAGUUCAGUCCAGGUUGUUAAAUCUGUGGCGAAAAAGAAUUUGCAGACAGUAGAAAAACAAGAAAACUCAAUCAGUUUGAGUUUUAAAGUAUGGACACAUUUUCUCAUAAAAGCUAUCAAAAUAUGUGCCUGUAUUUUAGCCUCUCUUCCCUUGUCAGUAAUUUUUAUUUUUUUAUGUUUUUUAUUUUUGAUGGACUGUCAGAAUUAUGAAAUCUUUUCUAUAAAUAAUUCACUAUAAAUUGUAAUAUGGGUGAUGAAAGCUGUCAGACUGUGUCCUUCUGUAUUUCAGUCCCUGUUCAUAAAGGCACUCUGGAAUCUUUAAUGGUUGCAAAAUUUGGUGUUUGACUACAGAAAACAAUUUUGUACUUAAAACUGGAGCAGUCUAGCACCACCUUGAAUUUAUUUAGUUCCAUUACAGUGUCUAAUAAGCGCAUUAGUGCCUUCAUUAGACGCUACCAGAUGUAUUUAAACUAAAAUCUUGGAGCAGAUAAAUUAGUAACUCCCCCCUGUGAUAAUUUUCUCCGAUACAAGUAUGUCGGAAAAUCUGUGUGCCGCCAGCCGGGGGCGCUUUUUCUUUCAAAACGAAAUGGUACUUAUUGAAUGUCUGCUAGCAUUUCACUGAUAGGUGGCGCUACUUGCUGUAAACGUUAUAAACUUUAUGUGGAGCUGGAAGAUUUAUAUCCUACACGGCUUUCCAUAUUCUGUCGGCUUGCCUUAAUCAACUUUAUCUUGGUGCCUUGACGGCCACUAGGGGGAGAUAUUGUGCAUUCUUUCUUCUACACUCUGCUCAUUCCGUUAAAAGAACCUAUGUUGCGACUGACAGAGACUUUUCACACCUUCCUGUUACUUUCCAGUGAGUGAAACCUCUGUUGAAAUGUGCUCUAUUUUUUAUGAGAUGUUCAUGGUUUCCUAAACGCUGUUCACACUGGCCUUACUUUCGCCACCAAUAAAAACAGUUUCUAACAACA